Haliotis rubra (blacklip abalone) is the source of this 943-nucleotide messenger RNA. RefSeq names its product DCN1-like protein 1. NCBI's taxonomy places the organism in Eukaryota, Metazoa, Mollusca, Gastropoda, Lepetellida, Haliotidae. Gene Ontology annotation, molecular function: cullin family protein binding; ubiquitin-like protein binding; ubiquitin conjugating enzyme binding. Gene Ontology annotation, cellular component: ubiquitin ligase complex. The record is from RefSeq and is a predicted model, not a curated record. Gene Ontology annotation, biological process: positive regulation of ubiquitin-protein transferase activity; protein neddylation.
AUGAUCGGAACACAAGCUCAAAAGUUCACAAAGGACAAAGUGAGGCAAUUUAUUGCCUUCACACAAACCGGAGAAAAAACAGCAAUCCAGUGUCUGAGUGUACACGACUGGAAACUGGAUGUAGCGGUCGACAAUUAUUUCCAGAAUCCCGACAGGUACAACUGUAACAGUGAAGCUCGACUAACAAUCGAUAGAAAGAGACUUGAUAUGCUUUGGCAGAGGUAUAAAGACCCCCAUGAAGACGAGAAGAUGACGGUGGACGGGGUGAUGAAGUUCCUCGAUGACCUCAAUCUGAACGCCGAGUCUCGGACAGUCCUCAUCCUGGCAUGGAAGUUCAAGGCCGCCACACAGUGCGAGUUUUCUAAAGAAGAAUUCAUCAAUGGCAUGUUGGAUCUGGGCUGCGACACCAUCGACAAGUUGAAGCUGCGGUGUGCCAGCAUGGAACAGGAGAUCCGAGACCCACAGCGCUUCAAAGACUUUUACCAAUUUACUUUCAAUUAUGCUAAAAAUCCAGGUCAAAAAGGCUUAGAUCUCGACAUGGCUUUAGCGUACUGGAACAUAGUGCUGGCUGGCAGGUUCAAGUUCCUUGAUCUCUGGGUCAAGUUUUUACAGGAGCAUCAUAAACGGUCCAUCCCUAAAGAUACGUGGAAUCUACUCCUGGACUUCUGUAACAUGAUAAGCGAUGAUAUGAGCAAUUACGAUGAAGAAGGUGAGUGGAGGCGGUGAUAGUAGGCAGGGUUUCAUCAACAGUAGGCAGCGAAGGGUUUCAUCAGAGUUGUGGCAAAACAUGGAUGGAAAUGUCAGACCGGUGUGUUUGGGGUGAUGACAGUAGGCAGCGAAGGGUUUCAUCAGAGUUGUGGCAAAACGUGGAUGGAAAUGUCAGACCGGUGUGUUUGGGUCGAUGACAGUAGGCAGUGAAGGGUUUCAUCUAAGGUUGUGGCAA